Hippocampus comes (tiger tail seahorse) is the source of this 1009-nucleotide messenger RNA. RefSeq names its product serine/threonine-protein kinase greatwall-like. NCBI's taxonomy places the organism in Eukaryota, Metazoa, Chordata, Actinopteri, Syngnathiformes, Syngnathidae. The annotation marks the transcript as partial. The record is from RefSeq and is a predicted model, not a curated record. The transcript is spliced from 4 exons.
UUCCUGUGCUACUUAGAAGGAAAAUGAGCCAAACAAAGAGAAGGCAAGAGGACAUUUGGAGUCCCCUGUGAAGCUCCACGCGUGCGGCCAAUCAAAAACUGGUCCUCGGACCGCCCCGGUGCCACCAGACCUUCCCCCGUCGUCCAAACGGCCAUUUUCCGAUGUGCAGGUGAGCCCCGAGGCAGUAGAGAGCCUCGCUAAGAAGAGCAACGAGCACUACAAACGAUGCCACCACGUUCCCGACGAGACCUUCGCCAUUCACACCGGCCUCACCGGAGCCUUCUCCGGCGUGGGGAUCACGAUCGCCAGCGACAACGGCGCCCUCUCCCUCAAGCGCUCCAGUCCGGUCACAGUGGCCAAAAGCCUCUUUUCCGAAAUGGGAGAAUCGGCACUAGAGGAGAAGCACUUUGAGAAGUUGUUGGAGUGCAGCUUCACAUCGCCGCUGGGGAGCAGCGGGGUUUGCCGCAGUUUGAGUCUGGACUCUGACGUCUCCAGCGGUGAAACGUCGCCCACCACCGACAGCCGUAAUCCAGCAGACCACGUCAGAGCUGCCGAAAAUAGCGCCUCACCUUCCCCCGAGAAAGGCGCCGCGUCGUCCCGUCGACAGACCCACUGCUCUUCCUCAUCGCCCCGCGCCACGGCAACACCGGUGUCCCUCGGCCGACCCGAGUGCUCCUUCCUGCGGCCCAAGAACGUGGUGGCGUUCCGGAGCUACUGCAGCUCCAUCAAUCGCUCCAAUGUGUCGCGGCUCAGCGUAGGUUCCGCCUUGGACGCGUCCUCGCCCGCCAUCUGCCUCGCCACACCGGUUCAGAGGAGGAUCAGCUCUGGAAGCUCGCUCUACCAGACUCCUCGGACCAUGUCCACCUCGCACACCCCUUACCGUACUCCCAAAAGUGUGCGACGGGGGCCGCCGCCCGCUGAGGGGGCGCCCAUUUUAGGGACUCCGGACUAUUUGGCCCCGGAGCUGCUUUUGCGGGCCUCUCACGGGAGGUGUCGAUGCGGUAAGUGU